AGUGACAAACGACCUUUUAUAAUGAUUGCACCCAGGCCAGAAUACAUUAGGUGGCGAUUUCUAUAUGUAGAGUUUUCUUUGCAUAUUCAUCUUAAAACCUGGCGUCAAAUACGGCCGCAAUCAAGUCGUUCCAUAACACUAACAAUGAACAAGAAUGAACGGUUCUCAAAAUGGACUACUUAACUGGUUUUCAACCAAUAAGUCGUACAUCGGGUAUGGCAACCCAAUUGGGGUUUUCGUCUUGUCUGUACUUGGACUGAUCGUGUGGAUUCUAGGAUACAGGCUCGUAAAGCCCAUAGUUAUUGUGGCAGCAUUUGUGUUUGCUGGAGUUGGUUUUUACUCACUAAGUCCUGAUGUCCUUGACACAGAGUUCUGUUGUGAUGGAAACCACAGCUUAGAAGUGCGCAUCUCCAUUAGCAUUAUAUGUGGACUUCUCGCUGGAGCACUGGCUUGUUAUGUUUAUAAGAUUGGUGUGUUCUGUAUGGGUUGUAUUGUUGGAUGGGCAGUUUCUAUUGUAGUAGCUACUUUCUUUGUGUCCCAGUACUUGCAGAGUGACCUGGCAUAUUAUGGUAUUUAUGGUGCCACUGGUCUUUUGUUUGGAAUCCUCGCUGUCUGGCUUGAGAAGGUCUUUAUUAUUAUUGCUACAUCUCUCACAGGAUCACUCAUGUUUCUUCUUGGUCUGGAUCAUUACUGUAGAACUGCUUUCACUACUUUGAUCAAGCAAAUACUGUUUAAGACAAAGGACGCCUUUAGUCAAGCUGCCAACCAUCCUGCUCGAGUGAAACUGGAGUUUCAUGAAGCUCACAAGGAAUUCACUGAUCAAGCUCUAGCAAUGUUCCUGGGAUGGGUGUUGAUGUCAGCGGUUGGGGCCAUGCUACAGUUCAUGUACACCGCACAAGAAAUCGACACAGAGCUGCUCAUCAAGAGCUGUAGUUGCCGCUCCCGGGACAGUGCGGUACCUGAUGAUAAAGGAGUGCGGUACGUGGUUCUCCCUCCACCCAAGCUGAGAGCUCUCUUGCUACAUCAGAAUAACCCAAGGGACUGCAUGAAAGACUCCUGGGAUGACAUCACGGAAGUGGGAGUGAAUAAUGGUGGAGUGCGCCGCAAAGCAUUGCGUUGAACAUUCUCUGACGUCCUAAACCAUCGCUGGUUUAAAUAGUUGUUUAGAUGCGUAUGAUUUGUGAAAAGUUCGACGUUAGCUGUUUUUAGGAAGGAAUAAUUUUCUCUUUAAAAUGGACCGGGACAACUCACUAAGGGAGCGAACAACAAGCUUGGAAAGUGGGUACAUAGCUCAAUAAAAAAUUUAAACACAGA
Messenger RNA from Orbicella faveolata, 1314 nucleotides. RefSeq lists its product as uncharacterized. NCBI's taxonomy places the organism in Eukaryota, Metazoa, Cnidaria, Anthozoa, Scleractinia, Merulinidae. The record is from RefSeq and is a predicted model, not a curated record. Gene Ontology annotation, cellular component: plasma membrane.